GUUGAUAUCAGUAGGAUUGUCUCGACCGUCGUGCUUCUCUGCCUCAUUCAAAAUGUACGCUGCUACCGCCCUCCGCGCCAGAAUGGCCAACUCCUUCGUUGCCCGUCGUGGCUUUUCCACCACCCGCGCUCAGCUCGGUAGCCCUUACCACUACGCCGAGGGCCCUCGCUCCAACAUUCCCUUCAACCCCCUGACCAAGUACUUCUUCUGGAGAUACUGGGCUUUCAUGGUCACCGGUUUCGGUGCCCCCUUCGCCAUUGCUGUCUGGCAGACCUACAAGACCCGCUAAACGCUCUCUCGUGCUGUAUUUCCACAUGCAAUGGCAAUGUUGGGCAUUGGCGGCUGGUCGAAAAUGUAUCCUACGUUGGAAGCGCUCGGAAUUUGUGUAUAAAGCUAGAGAAUUCAUUAUGCUCUGAUUCAGGAAAUUCCCGGGGUGAAAUUCACCCCAAAAACAUUUGUAGUUGGGGGACGAAGCGCGGUGUGGUGGUGGUUGUCUGAUGCCUUAUUAGAAU
This is a messenger RNA of Aspergillus neoniger CBS 115656, 512 nucleotides long. RefSeq names its product cytochrome c oxidase VIIc family protein. Gene Ontology annotation, biological process: mitochondrial electron transport, cytochrome c to oxygen. Lineage: Eukaryota; Fungi; Ascomycota; Eurotiomycetes; Eurotiales; Aspergillaceae. The transcript has 4 exons. Bases 53 to 289 code for a protein of 78 amino acids. The record is from RefSeq and is a predicted model, not a curated record.